CUGGAUGGACCUUUGGUCUGACCCAGUACGGCUGUUCUUAUGUUCACUAAUUUGGUGAAAACUGAAACAAUCUGUCUGGAAUUCCAUAUACAUUAUCUGAUGACAGGUUGGAAUUUUUUUUUUAUGGUGCACCAGACUUCAAAACACUUUGGGUUACCAAACCUAGAUUUACUUUAACCCACCUUGUUGAGACCUGGCGCCUUUGGCUAUCUGGGGAGGGUUUCUUAGCAGAAUCGUUUAGCUAAAAGCAGUUGAAACAUGCAUAAAGUGAUGCAGAGUCCACAUGCUGCCUUGUGGAGAGUGUAAGAAGUUUGCAAAAGAUGGACGCUUACUUCCAAAACUGUGCAACGCUCCCAGGCACAUCCUAAGUAACCCACAUGGGGGGCAGGAGUUCUUUCUGAAGCCUCUCAGAGGAGCAAGACCCUGCUCCAUCCUAAGUUGCAUAGCUGUUUUUGUCUAGUUUAAGUGUUUCUAAACCACGUCCUAUCACAGUGGCCUAUAGGCACAGGUAUGUGUUUAAAGAAGUCUGCCACUAACAGAAAUACAGGUGCCUGACUGGAGCUGAACCAGCAAAAAACUGGAGAAAGACAGUGGUGAGAGAGAGAGAGAGAGAGAGAGAGAUUCUCCUUCCUGCUGCCAUAAUGCCACUAAUUUAGGUUUAAACGUAUGAAGGUUUAAUCAGAGGAAAAGUUAACUGCAGGCACAUGGAUGGGUGGCAUUGUACAGGCUCAGGACCAUUAAUGUUACACUUGGAAAGGCAACAGAGUCCAGCGAAAGAAGACAUAAACAACAGCAUGGUCUCAUGCCGUGAACACCGUGACCCAGGAUCUCUUUCUCCACUGAACACACAGUUAAAACCCCUGAUCUGUUUAGAGCUAAUUAUAGGCCCCGCAGCAGGUGUUCUGUGGAGGUCUGGGACCUUAGCAGUAUCGCCUGGUUCCCUUUUGCUUGUAUUUUAACCCCCUCUCUACCCAUUUGUGGUGAGGCGGAGCUGAGGAUGACUCAGAGCUGACAGGUGUCCCAGUCACUAACCCGUUAUAGAGCAGCACGAGAGCCAGUGGAUUGCUCUCUCCUUUCCCUGUAGUGUGGAGGCUGUGGGCAAUUCCCAAAAUACCUAGCUGCUGCUGCUGCUGGCCACGGCGCAAACAUGGAAACUGAAUCCCUCUGUUCAACAUGAAACCUAAUAGCUGGUUCCCUUGGUGUAGGACCGAAGAGGGAUCUGUUAGAGAGAAUCUACCUCCCUGCCAUGAAAUGCAGGUAUUUCCCCACUCAGUGCUCGUCUGCUUUUUCCUCUCAUGCUGUUACCGUGCCACGUGAGGAUACAUGCUGGAUCAGACUGUUACUUUUCAGCUCGUGUGCCCCCAUCCAACUGUAUGACAUCAUAAAGCGCCACAGGAAAGGACAAACCAGCGCAAAGUUAGUAGGGGACAAACGAAGGCAGCAAGUGAAGAACAGGAAUUCAGCAUAUGGAAAUGGGAGACCUGGGUUCCGUACCUGGAUGCAACGAAACCGGCAAGGACCCAAUCGAUUUAGAAGAGGGUUUGGACAGCAGCAGUAUAAUAGAAGACCAUUUAGAAGUGCCAUGGCUGGUCCGAGAAGACGAGUAGCUGCCACAUUAAAUGGAGCGAGCCCUUUAAACCGGCAGGCUUUAGCUCAAGAGGGCAUCCAGCAUGAUGAAGUGCUUACAAAAAGCAGUGACAGUGGACAGCCUGAAGCACAGAGACGGCUACCCCAGCGCCCCAAGAGAUUCCGAACAGCGGGAGUCCCUGGCCAAGCCCCAGCUAGAAGGCCUUUCAUGCUAAACAGGAGACCAGCCUUCCAGCAGAGGCAACCCCAAGUCAGCUUUACCAGAGGGGUCAGUGUGCGACAGGCUCUUCAAACGGAACCACCCACAGAAGGGAAACGACCAUGGAUGAGAAGGUGGCAGCUGCAGCCCAGCGCUGGAGCAGUUCUAACCAUUUCUGUCUGUAACCCUCAGGCGAGCCACACCAAUAUACCAGCCUGACCUUGGACGAGAGAUUCUCCGGCCUGAGGAACAAGAGGCGUUUUACGGCAGCGAGGAACAGCGGCCGGACAGUCAUGCUGCCCUAGUGCCACGUGUGUGGCCUGGGGAUGGUGGAUCCAGCCCAACCUGAAUAACGGGCCACCAAUAAAACGCAAUUGAUUCCCUUUC
Messenger RNA from Chrysemys picta bellii (western painted turtle), 2173 nucleotides. Lineage: Eukaryota; Metazoa; Chordata; Testudines; Emydidae. The record is from RefSeq and is a predicted model, not a curated record.